AUGGCAGGGAUCAGCUUGGAAGGAAUCAAGAACGAGAGCAUCGAUCUUGAAAGAAUACCGGUUCAGGAGGUAUUCGUGCAGCUAAAAUGUACAAGAGAGGGAUUGACAAGUGAAGAAGGGCAGCAGAGGCUCAGUAUCUUUGGUCAAAACAAGCUAGAGGAGAAAAAGGAAAGUAAGUUUCUUAAAUUCUUGGGUUUUAUGUGGAAUCCUUUGUCAUGGGUUAUGGAGUGUGCUGCCAUCAUGGCCAUUGCUUUGGCAAAUGGAGGGGGUGAGCCACCAGAUUGGCAAGAUUUUGUUGGUAUAAUGACAUUGCUUGUCAUUAACUCUACUAUAAGCUUUGUAGAAGAAAACAAUGCAGGAAAUGCCGCUGCAGCGCUAAUGGCAGGUCUUGCCCCGAAGACCAAGGUGCUGAGAGAUGGAAGAUGGGCUGAGCAGGAAGCAGCGAUUCUUGUACCAGGGGAUGUAAUCAGCAUCAAGUUGGGAGACAUCGUACCAGCAGACGCUCGUCUCUUGGAAGGAGAUCCGCUGAAGAUUGAUCAAUCUGCCCUCACAGGAGAAUCAUUGCCCGUAACGAAGAACCCAGGUGAUGAAGUUUUUUCAGGCUCAACCUGCAAACAAGGAGAAAUCGAGGCAGUGGUUAUUGCCACUGGAGUCCAUACCUUCUUUGGGAAAGCUGCUCACCUUGUUGACAGCACAAACCAAGUUGGGCACUUCCAAAAGGUGUUGACGGCCAUUGGUAACUUCUGUAUAUGCUCCAUUGCGGUGGGAAUCAUAAUAGAGCUAGUGGUGAUGUUCCCAAUUCAGCACCGCAAGUACAGGAACGGGAUCGAUAAUCUGCUGGUUCUUCUAAUUGGAGGUAUUCCAAUUGCCAUGCCAACGGUACUGUCGGUGACAAUGGCUAUUGGAUCUCACCGGCUGUCCCAGCAAGGUGCUAUCACGAAGAGGAUGACUGCUAUAGAAGAAAUGGCUGGAAUGGAUGUCCUUUGUAGUGACAAGACCGGCACUCUCACCUUGAACAAGCUAUCAGUUGAUAGAAACCUCAUUGAGGUAUAUGCAAAGGAUGUGGACAAGGAAAUGGUAAUACUGCUCGGGGCAAGGGCUUCUAGGGUGGAGAAUCAAGAUGCUAUUGAUGCUUGUAUUGUUGGAAUGCUGGCUGAUCCCAAGGAGGCCAGAGCAGGGAUCACAGAGGUGCAUUUCCUGCCUUUUAACCCAGUGGACAAGCGCACAGCCAUAACGUACAUCGACUCCAGUGGCAAUUGGCACCGAGUUAGCAAAGGUGCACCUGAGCAGAUCGUCGAUCUCUGCAAUGUUAAGGAAGAAAUGAGGAAGAAAGUUCAUGCCAUCAUUGACAAAUUUGCUGAACGCGGUCUUCGCUCUCUUGCUGUUGCUCAACAGACGGUGCCAGAAAAGAGCAAGGAGAGCGCAGGAGAGCCAUGGAUCUUUGUUGGUCUCUUGCCUCUUUUUGAUCCUCCAAGGCAUGAUAGUUCAGAGACCAUUAAGCGUGCCCUCCACCUUGGUGUCAAUGUGAAGAUGAUCACUGGUGAUCAGCUUGCCAUUGCCAAGGAGACUGGUCGCAGGCUUGGCAUGGGAACUAACAUGUAUCCCUCAUCUUCCCUUCUCGGUCAGCACAAGGAUGAGAGUAUAGCUAACCUCCCAGUUGAGGAGCUCAUCGAGAAGGCUGAUGGCUUUGCUGGUGUUUUCCCUGAGCACAAGUAUGAGAUUGUGAAAAAGCUGCAAGAGAGGAAGCAUAUCUGUGGGAUGACUGGAGAUGGUGUGAAUGAUGCCCCGGCUUUAAAGAAGGCAGACAUUGGCAUUGCAGUAGCUGAUGCAACUGAUGCAGCCAGAGGCGCAUCAGACAUAGUCCUCACAGAGCCUGGACUUAGUGUUAUCGUAAGUGCGGUCUUGACAAGCAGAGCAAUCUUUCAGAGGAUGAAGAAUUACACCAUCUAUGCGGUUUCCAUCACAAUCCGUAUUGUGUUGGGUUUCAUGCUCCUGGCAUUAAUAUGGAAGUUUGAUUUCUCACCUUUCAUGGUUCUGAUCAUUGCUGUUCUCAAUGAUGGAACCAUUAUGACCAUUUCUAAAGACAAAGUGAGGCCAUCACCCAUGCCUGACUCAUGGAAGCUGAAGGAGAUUUUUGCCACUGGCAUUGUCCUUGGUGCUUACCUAGCUGUGAUGACUGUGGUAUUCUUCUGGGCUGCAAAUGAAUCCGAUUUCUUCUCUGACAAAUUCGGUGUAAGAUCGAUUAGGAACAAUGAUAGAGAGCUUACAGCAGCCGUCUACCUUCAGGUCAGCAUCGUGAGUCAGGCACUUAUCUUUGUUACUCGAUCCAGGAGCUGGUCCUUCAUAGAACGUCCUGGUCUAAUGCUUGUGGGUGCCUUUAUACUUGCACAGCUGAUUGCUACAUUUAUUGCUGUCUAUGCCAAUUGGGGCUUCGCUAGAAUACAUGGAAUAGGUUGGGGAUGGGCCGGCGUUAUUUGGAUCUAUAGUAUCAUCUUCUACAUCCCCCUGGAUAUUUUUAAGUUCGCCAUCCGGUAUGCAUUGAGUGGCAGGGCAUGGAAUAAUCUGCUCGAGAAUAAGACUGCUUUUACAAGCAAAAAGGAUUAUGGUCGGGGAGAGAGAGAGGCACAAUGGGCUUUGGCACAACGAACGCUACAUGGCCUCCAACCUCCAGAUACCUCACAACUCUUCAAUGACAAAAACAACUAUGGGGAGUCAUCUGACAUGGCUGAACAGGCAAAGAGACGGGCUGAAGUCGCGAGGCUGAGGGAGCUUCAUACACUCAAGGGGCAUGUUGAAUCAGUGGUGAAGCUCAAGGGUCUGGACAUUGAGACCAUUCAACAACACUACACAGUUUAA
Molecule: messenger RNA, 2856 nt
Organism: Ilex paraguariensis (yerba mate)
Lineage: Eukaryota; Viridiplantae; Streptophyta; Magnoliopsida; Aquifoliales; Aquifoliaceae
Source: the annotation of a GenBank genome assembly